Molecule: messenger RNA, 2251 nt
Organism: Exophiala viscosa
Lineage: Eukaryota; Fungi; Ascomycota; Eurotiomycetes; Chaetothyriales; Herpotrichiellaceae
Exons: 1
Coding region: 202-1995 (597 amino acids)
Biological process (GO): regulation of DNA-templated transcription
Molecular function (GO): DNA-binding transcription factor activity, RNA polymerase II-specific; zinc ion binding
Source: RefSeq, a predicted model, not a curated record
UUCGAAACGAGUAUAUGAUGAUAUUCCCCCUCCCAAUCCACUUCAACAUCGACGCCAUGCCUCCAGAUCAGGAGAAACCCUCUCGAACGCACGAACUUAAUCUCGGCGCACGAUCGCAACCACAUCCGCCUCCAGCACAACCGCCUGACGAAUGAUUCAGCUGUGUGCUGGGGCGUCCUAAACCAAACCUUUGAGCGAGCCAUGCCAAUCCCUAGUGGAGCCUGCCAGACUUGCAAAACACGAAGAGUCAAAUGCGACCAGACCAAACCGAUUUGUAAGCGCUGCGUCAAGUCUCACCGAGAAUGCAUCCCAGUCGAGGCCGUCAAACAAGCCUCGUUUCUGAUCCACGUCGAGAACCAAUAUGCCAGUGGGGAGACUAAACGUCCUCGGGGUCCAAGGUCGGCUCUGAAUUUGAUGGUGACGACGGCUGCGACAGGAGCCAAUGUCCAUCCGCCUCCUUUGCAACAGAAUGAGGGCCCUCGCCCAGUCCCCUGGCAGCAAGAAGGUCUCGAUAAGGCCCCGCCUUCUUCGCGGCAGGCAGAAGGUCGUGGUCUCCUGCCCCCUGUUCCUGCGCUGCAGAUGGACUCGGAUCUGGAGAGCAAAGCAAUGACGUACUUCGUAGCCCACCACCUCGAACUCAACUCCCAGCAGCCAGAGACCAUAUCCUGCGUAGCAAGCUGUCUCUACGCUUGGAACCAAUCCGGCCGGACAUGCACAAUGGUCAACCUCGCACUCUCCAGCCUCGCAUUAGCAGUGUACUUCAGAACCACACACCUGCCCGCUGCUGCUGUCCAGGCGUCCACUCUAUACGACCAAUUACUUCCUAUCGCUCGACGGCUCCUCACUAAAGUCCAAGAUGUCCACCAACCGAGUCUGGACCAGACAUACAUCGAAGGCUGCCUUCUGACAGUCAUGCUAAUGGGCCAAUACGAUUCUACGAUCUUUUGCCCGAGGAGGGAAGGACUCCCACCACGUGCAGCAUUCGUGUCGAUGACGAGCUGGUGGCACCACGACGGCGCGAUUGCGAUUCUUAAAGUCUGGUACGAUGUUUUGAGCUCCACCAACACUGCAAGCUGUAUCAUCACGCACGCGCGCCGGGGCUUUAUUCGGUCCGCACUGCUCAGAGCGAUACCAUUGCCAGAGUGGAUGUCUGACGGGGUACCGUUCGGCGAAGAAGAGUUGGAUCUUGACUAUGAUCGAAUCAUCGUGCGAAUAGUCGCUCUCAGGCACAAGCUAAGUGAGAUGCAAACCCGGGCUUGCAAGGGCGACGGCCCUGGACCCAUGGCAAUUGAGAUGUUGAACAGCCAGGCUCGAGACCUCGAUGCAGCGCUGAAAGACUGGGCGAUCAAGAUUCCUGUCAGUCACUCAUUGACACGACAUAUCUUGGCCGGUUCGAACAGUAGGGGCUGGCCACAGCAACACUUCUAUUCGUCCAUGGUAUACGCGUACGCUCGUCCAGCAUACGCCGCGCUCUGGGCGCAGUACUAUUCCGCCAGAAUGCUGGUUAACAGCAUGCGUCUGCGCAUCCUCAAACUACUGGUCGUUCCGUCCUGUCCGCUCGUUAGUCCGGCAUAUGAGGAACAACGCAGUGAUGUUGCGAUGGCUUUGCAAGCGAUGGCCGAUAGUCUAGCGUGCGCACUGCCUUCGGUCGCGGGACAUUUCGCGCCCGUUGAGCCUACGUCUGUGUCCCAGUAUGACUUUGGGUCUAGCAGGUCGCAAUCGCUGUCAUGUUCGGUGUCAGGGUUGCUGUCGAGGUCGGUCCCGGUGUCAACUUCAGGACAUUCAUCAGUGGUACCAACAGACACCAGCGACGGACCAGAGAUCAAGCCGCAUCAGGCUAGGACAGCGGUGUGGCCUUUGAUGAUUGCAUGUAGUGUCGAGGGGAUCGACCAGAAACAGCAAGAGUGGUUUCGCGCGGAGCUGGCGUAUAUUGGCAGGGUGGCUGGGGACGGUGUGCUUCAGUGUGCUGAUUCUGAUCAGUGGAUGGGGAUGUGAUGCACGUAUGAUAACGUCUGCCAUAAUCACAUAUGGCGCAGAUACAGAGAUUGGCUUAUUGCGACACGGCAUCUGUACUGGAGGGCACGGAAAGCAUAUUUUGCGAACAACAGCAAGAGUCUCGGUUGAUAUCUCAUACAUAUAACACUACAGUUGACACCCACUUCACUAUUCGUACGGCGGCUUGAAUAUCAACCAAUCCGACUCUGGAUUCGGGAUGGCGAAUGCCGGAGUGGCUCGGAACGGCUGCUGUUGU